Microthlaspi erraticum is the source of this 288-nucleotide messenger RNA. The record is from the annotation of a GenBank genome assembly. NCBI's taxonomy places the organism in Eukaryota, Viridiplantae, Streptophyta, Magnoliopsida, Brassicales, Brassicaceae.
AUGCCGAGCCCGAUCAAACGCGCCUCCGCCGAACCCGAUUGCUUCAUCUCCUCGUCUGAUUCGAUCAUCCGCGUCGAUUCUGUUUCACGUCGUAUCGCGGCCGAGCUAUCGUCUGACGAGGCAAGUCGAUCCGGUACUGAAAUGGUUGAUUCUCCUUGUACUGAGGCAUCUGGUUCUCAUUGCGCCGAGCCAGUUUCCUCUGAAGCCGGGCCGGUCUCGCCGCGUGUCGGGAACGAUACGGACGACGAGGAGACUUGUGGCGACGAGCUGAGCGGUUCUCUUAACUAG